AUGUCCAGUCAAAGCUCGGAGAAACACAACCAUCAACACCAAGAAACCGCUGGUCACCCUACCGCGGCAUACAAUUCCCAAGACCCUAACGUGUACCAUGACGAUUUGGAACUUCAAAAGGUCCAGACCGGUGGUGAAAAUCACGAGUUCAUUUUCAUUGGACGUCAAAAGUUCUUAAAGGAUGAAUUGUACGGUGCUUUCGGUGGUACUUUGAACCCGGGUCUUGCUCCUCCAGCAACCCACAAGUUUGCUAAUCCUGCACCAUUGGGUUUAUCCGCUUUCGCAUUGACUACUUUUGUGUUAUCUAUGUACAAUGCCCGGGCCAUGGGUGUCACAGUUCCAAACGUGGUUGUGUCAUUGGCCGUUUUCUACGGUGGGUUUGUCCAAAUGGUAGCCGGUGUCUGGGAAAUCGCUUUGGAAAACACAUUUGGUGGUACUGCUUUGACUUCGUACGGUGGUUUCUGGAUGUCCUUUGCUGCAAUUCAUAUUCCUUGGUUUGGAAUCGGAGCCGCCUAUGAGGAGGCUCCGGACCAAUUGGCAAACGCCAUCGGAUUCUACUUGUUAGGCUGGACCAUCUUCACAGUGGGACUUACCGUAUGCACAAUGAAAUCUACUCUGGCCUUCUUCAGUCUCUUCUUCCUAUUGUCCAUUACUUUCUUGUUGUUGACCAUUGGUGAAUUCACCGGAAGAACUGGUGUCACACGUGCUGCAGGUGUGCUUGGUGUUAUCGUUGCCUUUAUGGCUUGGUACAAUGCAUUUGCAGGUGUGGCUACGCGCGAAAACUCGUACAUUACUGUCAGACCUUUGCCAUUGCCAAAGGCCAAGUUUUUCUAA
Messenger RNA from Kluyveromyces lactis, 834 nucleotides. RefSeq names its product acetate uptake transporter family protein. Gene Ontology annotation, molecular function: acetate transmembrane transporter activity. The transcript has a single exon. NCBI's taxonomy places the organism in Eukaryota, Fungi, Ascomycota, Saccharomycetes, Saccharomycetales, Saccharomycetaceae. Gene Ontology annotation, cellular component: plasma membrane. Bases 1 to 834 code for a protein of 277 amino acids. The record is from RefSeq and is a predicted model, not a curated record.